This is a messenger RNA of Microthlaspi erraticum, 1107 nucleotides long. NCBI's taxonomy places the organism in Eukaryota, Viridiplantae, Streptophyta, Magnoliopsida, Brassicales, Brassicaceae. The record is from the annotation of a GenBank genome assembly.
AUGAAGGGAGGCGAAAAGCAAGGUGGUAAGGUGGAUAAAUUGAAGCCAAUAAUAGCGAUCAUAUCACUCCAAUUCGGAUAUGCAGGCAUGUAUAUCAUAACUAUGGUCUCCUUCAAGCAUGGCAUGAACCAUUGGAUCCUUGCUACGUACCGACAUGUCGUCGCCACCAUUGUCAUCGCUCCUUUUGCUCUCAUUCUAGAGAGGAAGAUAAGGCCUAAGAUGACAUGGCCAUUGUUCCUUAGGAUUCUUGCCCUCGGAGUUCUAGAACCGCUUAUGGACCAGAACUUCUACUACAUAGGAAUGAAAGCCACAUCAGCAACGUACAGCUCUGCCUUUCUUAAUGCACUUCCCGCCGUCACCUUCAUAAUGGCUGUCAUUUUCAGGUUAGAAACUGUGGAUUUGAAGAAGGUACGUAGUCUUGCAAAGGUGGUUGGAACAGCAAUAACAGUUGGAGGAGCUAUGGUGAUGACGUUGUACAAGGGUCCAGCCAUCCAACUCGUCAAGGCCGCUCAUAACUCAUUUCACAGCGGCUCCUCCUCCUCCGAGACAACCGACCAACACUGGGUUACCGGAACCCUAAUGAUUAUGGGUAGUAUCAGCAGUUGGGCAGGUUUCUUCAUUUUACAAUCAUUCACGUUGAAAAAAUACCCGGCGGAGCUUUCACUAGUGAUGUGGAUAUGCGGGAUGGGGACGAUCCUAAACGCCGGUGCUUCGCUCAUAAUGGUGCGUGACUUGAGCGCAUGGAAAAUCGGCAUGGACUCGGGCUUACUCGCGGCUGUUUACUCGGGAGUGGUUUGCUCGGGGAUGGCGUAUUACAUACAAGGCAUUGUGAUACGGGAACGAGGCCCAGUGUUUGCAACUUCGUUUACUCCUCUCUGCAUGAUCAUCACUGCCUUCCUCGGUGCCUUAGUUUUGGCCGAAAUGAUCCAUCUCGGAAGUAUAAUAGGGGCGAUUUUCAUAGUAUUUGGACUAUACAGCGUCGUGUGGGGAAAAGCUAAAGAUGAAGUGGUUUUGGAGGAGGAAAAAACUGGAUUGCAUGAGUUGCCGAUCACCAAUAUAGCAAAACCAAAGGAGGGUGCACCGGACAAAAGUGUGGCUACAACUUAA